Molecule: messenger RNA, 2775 nt
Organism: Mercenaria mercenaria
Lineage: Eukaryota; Metazoa; Mollusca; Bivalvia; Venerida; Veneridae
Exons: 14
Coding region: 164-2554 (796 amino acids)
Source: RefSeq, a predicted model, not a curated record
AAAACUGCACCGGUGACAAACUAAUCAAGUUCGCCAUAACAAGAAACCGAAAGUUGAUCGGUGAUGACUGGAAGGCAAAAUACCAGUUUCAGUUCUGGAUGGUGUUCUCUGUAAAUUGUGUAUUACUUUGAAGUUUAAUGUUUUUCAUAAGCUGACGUAAACUAUGAGCGACGUUUCAAGUAUUCUAAGAGAUAUUGAAAAGAAAGUGAGUGGUGAUGAGAACAAGAAGUCAUUUAACUUACUCUACAGUUCCACCGACAGGGUGAAUGUUGAGAAAUUCCAUGUAAACUGUGACGGGAAAGGGCCAACAGUCACGGUGCUUUAUGGGAAAUACAACACGAUUUUUGGCGGUUAUACAAGCCAAGAGUGGUGUUCGGACAACAAACGAACCAAGCGAGAUGAGCACGCCUUUCUUUUCUACAAGAAUGAUCAUGCCGAAGCAAAAUGCGUUUUUCUUCCUAUCAAAGCAAACAUGGCAGAUAGAGCCAUUACUUGUGAUGCGAACUUUGGGCCAACAUUUGGGGGCGGUUCUCUGUUUUGGGAAUAUUAUGAUCUACAGGCAUUCAAAAAAGAUAGUAAACCUGAAAGUGAAAGGAAAGAAGGAUAUAUACAGUUGAAUGGAACGAUAAAUUUCGGUUGUGCUUAUGGUAUAGAAGAUAAACAGAAACAAAACCAAGAGGCUUCUGCAACGGGAAGAAAUAGACAGAAAUUGGAAGACGAUUUUGAGACGAAAUGCACAGUUAAAUCUCCAGGCAAGAAGGACAUCAAUGCGGGAAUGUUAAUCAUAAAACGGAUAGAGGUGUACCAAGUUGUAGAUGACCAGCUGCCUGAACCAUGGAGGAAAAAACCAACGGACAAAGAAAUUGAUGAAAUGAGAAGGAUUCUUGAAAAUUUAGAACCCCUCCCUGGUCUUGGUAUAAAAACAUACAAUAUACUACUUGUUGGGGUGAUUGGUUCUGGCAAGUCGAGCUUCUAUAACACGCUGGCAACUGUUUUCACGGGCUCAGUGAAAUCACACGCCCCUGCAAGAGAUGCGCCAACAAGUGUUACGAAUGAGAUUCAUGCUUAUGAACUUAAAUCAAGAAGUGGAAAGCAACUGAACCUUCGAAUUUUUGACAUAAGAGGAUUCGAGGCUGAAAGAGGAUAUGACCAUGAAUUUGAAUUGCUUCUCAACGGCAGGUUGCCAGUUGGAUUUAGCUUUCCAGAUCAGCCAGCUCCUGUUAGAGAGGAUGUACUGUUAAAUGGCAGUCUUAAAGACCAAAUACAUUUGGUGUGCUUCGUUACAGGAACUUCGAAUUUAGACACUAUCACUGAUGACCUCCAUAAGCGAAUCACUGUCAUACAGAAAUCUAUCAACAAGAAGGGAUUGCCUAUGGUUGUGGUGGCAACAAAAUUUGAUGAUCUUUGUCCAAAGAUAUCUGAAGAUGCUAAUCGAGUGUACAGAAGUCCCAAAGCUCGCGACGCCACGAACACAGUGUCAAAUUUCUUUGGUAUACAAGAGAAAUAUAUUUUUCCUAUUGUGAAUUACGUGAAUGAUGAAGAAAUUAAGGAUGGAAAGGACAGACUAGCCAUGCAAGCAUUAGAUGCAAUGGUCAGACUGACAAAGGACUACCUAGAAAACCAUAAAGAAAUGGCGUCAAAACUUGACAGGUGGUCAGAUCGCGCAAACAAACUGCAUAUACCGAGACAUGAAAACGAGAAGGAAGUUGUUCUUAUGAAGCUUGGUGGAGAACUGACAGAGCUUGGCGAUGAUGUUCUGCGCGUUCUCUGUAUUGGAGCGGUGCAUAGUGGUAAAACGAGCUUUAUUGAUUCAAUAUCAUCGGCAUUAAGAGAUGAAAUAUAUUCAAAGGCUGCAGGAGGGUAUGCAACCGGUAGAAAAUCGCAGGGUGGUCAUUUAGUUUCAACUACGGAGAGGUUUCAAAUGUAUCAGAUGAAGUACAAACACGAAUCAGAGGAUAUAAUAGGCAGCAAUGUCUACAUAGGCGAUCUACCUGGUUUUCAAGAAUCUGGUGGCAUACAGUUAGAUGCCGUCAAAUAUGUGAUUCAGGGUCACGUGCCAAACAGAUUCAAGAUAAAAGACGGAAUAAAAAGAGAUUCAAGGCGAUUCAAGCAUCGACCUCAAAAGAACGACAAAAUUCACUGCGUUUGUUUUGUUUUUGAUAUCUCUACGCCAGCGGACGAGCUGCCAGUUAAUAUACAGGAAACGUUCAAGUCUCUGCAAAGUUGGCUUCUUGAUAAAGAUAUUCCCUAUGUAGCCAUUUUGACGAAAGGUGAUUUGUUGAGCGAUGCUGUGGAAGAGUGCAAACUUCAUGUUUUUGAUAACAAGAUCUUAAAAGAAAACAAAGACAAACUCAUCGACAUGUUUAAGUUUAAGCAAAGCAAAAUGUUCCCGGUGAUAAACUAUAUACAUGAAGAUACAGUUGUUCCAGAAUCUGAUGCGUUACUUAUAUCGGCAUUCAGGGAAAUUCUGAAACUUGGAAAAGAAUAUUUGGAGGAUAUGGAUGAUGAAGAUACUGAUGAUGGUGAUAACGAAGAAAAUGGAUCAGAGGCAUAAAUUAAUUGUUAUUCAACCUUGAGACAAAAUCUCCAGAGGCGUAUACCAAGGGCAUUGCUAUCAAGAUGAAAGCGGUAACAGACGAAACAAUAUAUUUUGCUGUCUCAAGUUUUACAAAGACCUGUAAAAAGAAACAGAUCUGCAAUAUCUGAAAAUAUCACAAGAACAGAGAACGAAAUCUCGUUUAAUCAUGUGACAACCAUUAAAAUAUCGUUUAUUGA